Plodia interpunctella (Indianmeal moth) is the source of this 981-nucleotide messenger RNA. RefSeq lists its product as uncharacterized. Lineage: Eukaryota; Metazoa; Arthropoda; Insecta; Lepidoptera; Pyralidae. The transcript has a single exon. Bases 262 to 879 code for a protein of 205 amino acids. The record is from RefSeq and is a predicted model, not a curated record.
UCAAUGGCUCGGAUUGCCUCAUAGAUUUUUCUUCCUCUUUGGAUUGUCUUUCAGCCUUAACAAAAAUUCAAUCACGAUGACAACUGACAACGAACAACACAAAAGAAAAAUCCAUUUCACAAAACGAAUGGACGUCAAUAAAGUACUGUCGCUAAAUUUUACCGAGAUGUAGGUUGGUGGAAACAAAUUUCUGUGGUUUACAUUUACAUAAAUGUCAUAAAAAUAUAUUAUUCGUCGCCUGUUCGCCGUCAAUACCGAAAAAUGGAUGGGACUUGUAUAUAUCUCACUAUAAUAUUGCUGUUGCAAAUGUGCUUCACCCUUGGGAUGUUAAACCCCAUCCACGACGUCAGAAGAAUUGCUUCGCUUAUUCGCUUGACCACACUCAAAUGUACAAGCUCGUACUUUGUAAUCGUGAUGAUAUAUUUUUGCUCUAUCGUCUACCUGGGAAUGUACAUCCCAUUGCAAAACAUACACAGAUUGAUCUUCACUGAAGACUACAAUGAAUACGAGAAGCUGGUGUUGCUGACGAGGAUCGAGCGGAAUUAUAUUAUAGCUGGAUUUUCCCUGUUCCUUGUUGUGGUUAUGUACGGCAUAAGAUCUUUGGUGACAUACACAGCUGAUCUGACUCAUAUUACUGAAAGACAGGUGCCGUUUAUAGGUGAGAAGGAUAUUUCAAUGAAAAAUGUUUCUGGAAUAUCUGAGAAUAUACUGCCUGGUCUGCUCCGCGUCAAGAGGUCUAUAUCGUAUGAAACGAUUCUAUUUACUAACGAACUUCGUGACCAUUUGAAGGCUGUGAUAAAGAAUAUUGGACUUCCUCAGAGCAACUGCACCUUGUCUAGUCUUUUGGAGACCAACACUUUGAAACAACUCACUUGCUAGGCCGUUGCAGAGUUUCUUAUUUGGUUAUUCGAUUAAUGUGUAUAAUACUUUAAAAUGUAAUUUAUUGACUUCAUUUAUAAUAAAUACAAAUUUUACAGUAAC